CCAACAUGCUUUGCGGCGGUGUGGCAAUGGAGUCAUCCGGCGGAUGAUGAGGGAGAUUAAUGUUCAGUUUCGGUAAUAAACGAGGUUCGGAACUUCACGUUGCUUCAGAGCAAACGUCCGUGGAGGAACCGAAGUGCCAGUGACCGCUGGUGCCCGAGCUCUGCUUCGUGAAAACCCCGGUCUAGCUGGUCACCAUGGCUACGGACAUCAGCUCUCCCCAGCGCUUCUUUCACAUGCCGCGCUUCCAGCACCAGGCGCCGCGGCAGUUGUUCUACAAGAGGCCAGAUUAUGCCCAACAACAGGCCAUGCAACAACUUACCUUUGACGGUAAACGCAUGAGAAAAGCUGUCAACCGCAAAACCAUCGACUACAACCCCUCAGUCAUCAGACACCUGGAGAAUCGCCUGUGGCAACGAGACCACCGAGACUUCCGAGCCAUCCAGCCCGACUCAGGAUGUUACAAUGAACUGGUUCCUCCUGUUGGAAUGGUCAACAACCCCAUGAACGCAGUCACCACCAAGUUUGUCAGAACCUCUGCCAAUAAAGUCAAAUGCCCCGUGUUUGUCAUCAGGUGGACCCCCGAGGGCCGUCGUCUGGUGACCGGAGCCUCCAGCGGAGAAUUCACUCUGUGGAACGGACUCACCUUUAACUUCGAGACCAUCUUACAGGCUCACGACAGUCCGGUCCGAGCCAUGACCUGGUCUCACAACGACAUGUGGAUGCUGACGGCAGACCACGGCGGCUACGUCAAGUACUGGCAAUCCAACAUGAACAACGUGAAGAUGUUCCAGGCCCACAAGGAGGCGGUUAGAGAAGCCAGUUUUUCUCCCACAGACAACAAAUUUGCCACCUGCUCUGACGACGGCACGGUCCGGAUCUGGGACUUCCUGCGCUGCCACGAGGAGAGAAUCCUGCGAGGUCAUGGCGCCGAUGUGAAGUGUGUGGACUGGCAUCCCACCAAAGGUCUGGUGGUGUCAGGCAGCAAGGACAGCCAGCAGCCCAUCAAGUUCUGGGACCCGAGGACGGGCCAGAGUCUAGCUACGCUCCACGCCCACAAGAAUACAGUGAUGGAGGUGAAGUGGAACCUGAAUGGCAAUUGGCUGCUGACGGCGUCACGUGACCACCUGUGUAAACUCUUCGACAUCCGCAACCUGAAGGACGAGCUGCAGGUCUUCCGAGGCCACAAGAAAGAAGCUACAGCGGUCGCCUGGCACCCAGUGCAUGAAGGUCUGUUCGCCAGUGGAGGUUCUGAUGGGUCCCUUCUCUUCUGGCACACCGGCGUGGAGAAGGAGGUUGGAGGGAUGGAGAUGGCACACGAGGGUAUGAUCUGGAGUCUGGCGUGGCACCCGCUUGGACACAUCCUGUGUUCUGGAUCUAAUGACCACACCAGUAAAUUCUGGACCCGGAAUCGACCUGGUGACAAAAUGAGAGACCGCUACAACCUCAACCUGUUGCCGGGCAUGUCAGAGGACGGCGUGGAGUACGAUGAUGUGGAGCCUAACAGCGUCGCCUCCAUUCCUGGAAUGGGAAUUCCGGAGCAGCUGAAGACAGCCAUGGAGCAGGAGCAGAGUUCAGAGGCUGGUCCGGAUGAGAUGUCCAUCCCUGGUCUGGACUGGGGCAUGGACGAGGUAAUGGGCAAAGAUGCCAAGAAAGUACUGCAGAAGAAGGUGCCCUAUGCCAAGCCCAUCCCAGCUCAGUUCCAGCAGGCGUGGGCAGAGAACAAGGUCCCUGCCAUGCCCUCUGGUGGUGACUUAUCCAAGUCAUCGGAGUCUUCGCACGACCAGAAGAAGAAGAGUCUGGCGGAGGUUGAGCACGAGAUGGCAGCACUGCAGUACACCAACCCUGGUCUGCUGGAGCACAUGAAGAUGGACCGGGAUGGGAACAUGGGACAAGGACAGGGCCCCAUGGCUCCCUUCUCAGGCUCUGGAGGACCUGGCGCCCCUGGUCAGCCUGGCUUUUCUUUAAACAUACCACCUGGCUCAAAAAUGGGCCCGGGUGGAUCCAAACCUCCUUAUAUGGCCUCAGGACAGAUGGGCCCAUCUGGACCACAGCCACCUCACCAAGGCCCCCCUCAGGGCAUGAUGGGGCAAGGCGACAUGCACUCUGGCCCUCCAAGAAACAUUGGCCAUCAGGGUCCUCCUGGCCCGAGAGGGAUGCAGGGGCCUCAUGGAGGAAUGAUGGGCCCGCCGUCUCGAGGGAUGGUCUCUCAAGGCAACAUGUUGCCCCAUCAAGGAAGCAUGAUGGGUCACCAGGGAGCGAUGAUGGGGGGUCAAGGCAGGACUCAUGGGAACAUGCAAAAUAACUUUGGGAUGCACGGACACCCGGGUAACGUGCAGGGCCCACCGAACAACAUGCAAGGGCCUCAUGAAAACAUGCAGGGACUCUCGCACAUGCAGCAUCAAACAUCAGGGCCAAUGGUUCAUGGGCAGCAGGGCCCAAACAGCAAAGACCCCAGAGGGCCUCCACUAAACCACCACAUGGGUCCUUCAGACCGACAGGGACCCGGAGGGCAGGACUCCGGCGGUUAUUGGGGGGAGAACCAGCAGGGCCGGCGAGGACCAGAGGACUAUGAUGGAGGACGGGACUUCCACUCUGCUGAUGAGGAGGGCUGGAGACCCGGGCCUGGUCACGGACCUAAUUCUGGCUUCCAGGGAGGUGGAGGGGGCCACCGGGCAGGUGGAGGAUCUAGAGGAGGGAGUGGUGGGAACUGGGGUCCUGACGACCGGUUCUCCCGGGGGGGAGGAGGUGGAGGUGAUUUCCGAGGCAGACGAAACGACAGGUUCAGAGGCCGUUUCCAUGACGAUUAUGGAGGCCAGGAUGAAGGUUUUGAAGGCUCAGAUGACAUGAAUCGCGGCUGGGACAACGGCGGAAGAAACAGAUCCUCCCGGAGAGGAGGUCCGCCGAGAGGAGGAGGAGGUGGCGGUGGCGGUGGCGGUGGGAGUGGGCCCCCUCGAGGAAGCGGUCCUCAAAGAGGAGGUCAUGAUGGCUACCGGGACUCACAGAUGCAUGACGGGUCGUCACCAGGGGGGAGGGAGCGAUCGGCGUCCUUGCAAGGGAUGGACAUGUCCUCGCUCCCACCCCGUAAACGUCCGUGGCAAGAGGGUCAGGGAAUGGGGGACCAUGAGUCGGGAGGAGACGGAGCAGGUCAGUCUCAGAGGGAUGACGGCAGCUACGGUGGAUCAGGCCGGAGUGGUCGAGGUAGCUGGGGCCCCGGAGGCGGACCAGGACCGCCUCUUAGACGAGGACCACGGGGAGGCAUGCGGGGUCGACCCGGCUAACUGGAGUCAUGUGACAAGACUUCUCCACUCAGCAGCCAGAUAUUUUAUUGUGAAAAUCUUUUUUGUACAAAAUUUCUGUUCGUGUUUUCACUGACGUGACAAUAAAGUUUGACACUUCUGAAGUUCGUCGUGUG
This is a messenger RNA of Synchiropus splendidus (mandarinfish), 3412 nucleotides long. It is a transcript of the gene wdr33, whose product is annotated as WD repeat domain 33. The coding region runs from base 195 to 3278 and encodes 1027 amino acids. The record is from RefSeq and is a predicted model, not a curated record. Gene Ontology annotation, cellular component: mRNA cleavage and polyadenylation specificity factor complex. NCBI's taxonomy places the organism in Eukaryota, Metazoa, Chordata, Actinopteri, Syngnathiformes, Callionymidae. Gene Ontology annotation, molecular function: protein binding. The transcript has 20 exons.